Molecule: messenger RNA, 3460 nt
Organism: Panthera uncia (snow leopard)
Lineage: Eukaryota; Metazoa; Chordata; Mammalia; Carnivora; Felidae
Gene: VASH1
Product: vasohibin 1
Exons: 8
Coding region: 1256-2470 (404 amino acids)
Biological process (GO): regulation of angiogenesis
Cellular component (GO): cytoplasm
Source: RefSeq, a predicted model, not a curated record
GGGCGGCGGAGGCGGCGGCCUGAGCCUCGCGGAGCAGCUCAGCGUGGACCUCCCGCUCGGCGGGACUAGCGCAGCCCGCGCUUGCCGAGGCUUUGCCACUCGCCUCCAGCUCCCUCCGCGGGCUGUGGCCGCGCGAGCCUCCGAGCUCUCCCUCCCCGUCCGGCGGUCCUUCCUCCUCCCACUCAGCCCGGGCAGCCGGAGCGCGAGAGGACCGCCGCGGAGCAUCCUUCGCCCGGCCCGGCCGCGCCACCGCCCAUGCCGCAGCCACUCGGAGGCUGCGACCGCGCGGCCGGAGCCCGCCGCUCGGUGACCUCAGCCUGGCCCCUGCGCGCCGCCCGAGUCGGCCCCGCUGAGCCCCCGGCCCCGGAGCGGGACCCGCGCCCCGCGAUGGCUCGGCUGGCGCUGCGCGGCGCCGGGUACCCGCUGUCCGCCCGCUGAGACGCGCCCGGCUCGGGACCGGCUGGGCCUUGGCGCCCCCCGCCGCGCCCUUCCCCCUUCUGGGAGCUGAGCUGCUGCUUCCCGGGGGCGAGGGGACGGGGGCCGAGACAAAGCCCACUUUGUGCGGGGAGUUGGCCGCGGGCGUGGAAUGAGCGCGUCGGCGUGCGCCCCCUCCCCGCGCCCAGCCAGCUGUGAGUCUUGGCUCCCAGGCUCGUCGCGUCAGAGAAAUCGCGCCCCCUCGUCACCCUCUUGUCCGGGGGUCCCGGCUCCGAGCUGAUGCGGCGCGGAGUCCUCUCGGUACCCCCCGGAGCGCGCGCUGCUGUGAGCGUGCGAGAUUUUGGAGACGAAAUUGUUCUCCAAAACUACGACUUGGGGCACCCGGUUGGCCUGGACCCGGUGCCUUGACCCUCUGUGGCCGCAGGUGUGAGCUGUCUGGCCUCAGUUUCCCUCCGACUUUACUCUGCAAGCCCAGACUGCUGCCCGUCAUUGUUCUCGCUGUCAAAUGGGGGAGCUUUGUGAUGGCUGCCAAGUUGGGGUGUGUUCUCUUUAUCCCGUUUUACAAAAAGAACAAAGCCUCUAAGGCUGACCCCGGACCGCCACCUCUCUACCCCCUACUUCACGUUGAGGCACUGAUUUUUUUUUUCUUAUUGAGUAGUAUUUUAUUGUACAGGAGCCACGCCCUGGUUUCUUAAAGGCGCCUUGCACUCUGUUUGGCCAUGUGUUAUCUCUGCAGCUGGUGUGUGGGAGGCCUCCUGUGAGCCACCUAUUUUUUUCCUGCCUCCUGAUACAUACUCCUACCCCCAUCAAGGAUUCGGGGAUGCCAGGGGGGAAGAAGGUGGUCGGGGGUGGCAGCAGCGGUGCUGCCCCCACUGCCGCUGCGGCCCCCUCUGGGGUCAGACGCCUGGAGACCAGUGAAGGGGCCUCAGCCCAGAGAGAUGAUGAGCCAGAGGAGGAAGGGGAAGAGGACCUGCGAGACGGAGGCGUCCCCUUCUUUGUCAACCGGGGUGGGCUGCCUGUGGACGAGGCCACCUGGGAAAGGAUGUGGAAGCACGUGGCCAAAAUCCACCCCGAUGGAGAGAAGGUGGCCCAGCGGAUCCGAGGGGCCACAGACCUGCCCAAGCUGUCACCACCUUUAAAAGCUCAGUGGCCACUCAUCCCAGACCCAGCUGCUGAAGGUCUUCUGACUGUGGCUCUGGCCACGGAGCUCCUGCAGAAUGGGAAUUUGGACACCUCCUCCAAAAAGAUUCCCAUACCGAGUGUGCCUACGUUCCAGCCCUCCACGCCCGUCCCUGAGCGCCUGGAAGCUGUGCAGCGCUACAUCAGGGAGCUGCAGUACAAUCACACAGGGACACAGUUCUUUGAAAUUAAGAAGAGCAGACCUCUGACAGGGCUGAUGGACCUGGCCAAGGAGAUGACCAAAGAGGCUCUGCCAAUCAAAUGCCUGGAAGCCGUGAUCCUGGGAAUUUACCUCACCAACAGCAUGCCCACCCUGGAGCGCUUCCCCAUCAGCUUCAAGACCUACUUCUCAGGGAACUACUUCCGCCACAUCGUGCUGGGGGUGAACUUCGGCGGCCGCUACGGGGCGCUGGGCAUGAGCCGGCGCGAGGACCUGAUGUACAAGCCGCCGGCCUUCCGCACGCUCAGCGAGCUCGUGCUGGACUACGAGGCCGCCUACGGCCGCUGCUGGCACGUGCUCAAGAAGGUGAAGCUGGGCCAGUGCGUGUCCCACGACCCGCACAGCGUGGAGCAGAUCGAGUGGAAGCACUCCGUGCUGGACGUGGACAGGCUGGGCCGCGAGGACUUCCGCAAGGAGCUGGAGCGCCACGCCCGCGACAUGCGGCUCAAGAUUGGCAAAGGGACUGGCCCUCCCUCCCCCACCAAGGACCGGAAGAAGGACGUUUCCUCCCCACAGAGGGGCCAGUCCAGCCCCCACCGCAGGAACAGCCGCAGCGAAAGGCGGCCAUCGGGUGAGAAGAAGCCUUCUGAGCCCAAAGCCAUGCCGGACCUCAACGGGUACCAGAUUCGGGUGUGAGGCACGUGGCAGUGCCCAGCCUCACCACUUCUGGCUGGGAUCCAUCUGCCAGAACCAGCCUCAUUCGUGGGGAGGGAGGGGCUGGUGACCGGGCAGGGUGGGAGGCAGCAAGAAGAGCCUGUCCCAGCUCAGCCACCCAAGCUGCUGCUCCUCCCGCUGGGCCAAGCCCCCUAACUUUGGGCCAAGAAGCAGUUAGUAUUUUCUUUGGAGUUUUUAACCCAGUAACUGAAGUUUAAGGGAUUUGGGGAAAACAAAACUAAUGGAUCUGCCGGUGGCUGGAAGGCCAGUGCUUAGGACAUCUAAGCGCCACAAGGCUGAGCAAGGAGGGGGUUGCUGGCUCUGCUGGUAUCCCUCUGGGAUUUGAGUCCAUCUUACCUGUGGGAAAUUUCCCGGCCCCCUAAGCCUGUGGCAGGAUGGGGGUGGGGAAGGGGGAGGGACGGAGGUGUUCCUCCAGUUCUGUCUGCCCUGGCAGAAUCUUGAGCCAGGGAACGGGAAGCAGGGUAGAAAUCAUCCUGGGAAAGGUCUGUGUGGCCAAUAUCAGGAGCUUGGCACAAGGCCACAUCUGCCCCAAGAGCAGAGUCCAUGGCCCAGGACAGCCCUGUGCACUUGUGGCCCAUGGACAGUGCUGUGUGGGCUGUAGGAGAGCCCAGGAGAGACCACUGGGGGAGGAAAUCCCAGGCCCAGCUCCUACCUAGUCUCCUUACUUAGCCCAGCUCUGCCUGUUGCUGAAGCCCGGGGGGCUCCCUGCAGAGGGGCUGAGCCUUGCCAAAGGCCCAGAGUUGCCCUGGGCUCAGCAUGACUGUAGGGACUGAGCAGACCCAGUGGGUCCAGGAAGCAUGGCUGGGGACAGAGUAAGACACUUGGGCCUGGGGCUAUCCCCUGGCAGUCCUGUCCCCAAGGGUGGGGGUGAGAGGCACUGCUACUCCCCCCUUUCUAUUACCUCAGUCCUUGCUGUGAAAACAAAGACCAGAUCAGGAUGCUUGUGCCUCA